AUGUUAACUCUCUGGCGUGGGUUCCAAGUAAUCGAUUACAUCGGUCAACAAAAACACGUGGAACAAACGUUCUACGUCGAUGAGUUUAACUUUAACAUGCAUAUAAUGAACCUUCGUUACCAUGAUGAUGUGCAAGAUACAAACAUACCUGUCGAAGUAUGGACUUACUACUUGCUCGCGAACAGGCCUGAAACGUCUGACACAACGUUUUCAUGGGAUGAUUUGCAAGCGAAACUGAAUGGAGAGUUGGUGAACAAUUUAGGAAACUUUGUAUAUCGAGUUUUGAGUUUCAUAGCAAAGCCUGAGAAUACAGGUUAUGGUUGUGUUGUCCCUGAUGCUCAUGGUGCUGAGUCUCAUCUUCCAACGGUGUCACUGAGUGUAAAGAUUGGAGAGUUGGUGGAAGAGUAUGUUGAAGCUAUGGAAAAGGGAAACAGAUUUUGGAGACUUGACAAGGAAGAUAAACCUUGUUGUGAUAACUGUUAUAAGAACAGCUGCUGGUUUAGUACACCUUGUUGCACAAUUGUUGGAGCCUUUCAUGCCAUCUUUUUUCUCGUGAGAAAGAUGAAGAAAGGCAACAGUACAAAGAAAAGUUCUCUUGAAGUCAAGGCUAUGGAUGUAGAAGCAGCUAAAUCUCGUGGAGCAAAAACUUGA
Molecule: messenger RNA, 651 nt
Organism: Microthlaspi erraticum
Lineage: Eukaryota; Viridiplantae; Streptophyta; Magnoliopsida; Brassicales; Brassicaceae
Source: the annotation of a GenBank genome assembly